Messenger RNA from Echinops telfairi (small Madagascar hedgehog), 3500 nucleotides. It is a transcript of the gene KAT7, whose product is annotated as lysine acetyltransferase 7. The transcript is spliced from 15 exons. The record is from RefSeq and is a predicted model, not a curated record. NCBI's taxonomy places the organism in Eukaryota, Metazoa, Chordata, Mammalia, Afrosoricida, Tenrecidae. The coding region runs from base 187 to 2031 and encodes 614 amino acids. Gene Ontology annotation, molecular function: histone acetyltransferase activity; zinc ion binding. Gene Ontology annotation, biological process: regulation of DNA-templated transcription. Gene Ontology annotation, cellular component: nucleus.
UGGGAGGCAGGAGGCACUUGGGAUCGUCGCAGAUUUGGGACUGCCACAGAGGCCGCCACGGAGCCCGCAGGAGCCACCGUGCCUAUUGCUGCUGCCGCUGCCCGGAUCGGGAUCAUCGGGCCGCAGCCGCCGGCAAUGCCACGCAGGAAGUAUUGAUACAAACCCAGAGUCAAUGCUUCUGUGCUAAUGUCCGGAUCUGUGGUGUUACAGAGGAAUGCAGGCAGUAGUUCAGAUGGAACCGAAGAUUCCGAUUUCUCUACAGAUCUCGAGCACACAGACAGUUCAGAGAGCGAUGGCACUUCCCGCCGGUCGGCUAGAGUCACCCGCUCCUCCGCCAGGCUCAGCCAGAGCUCGCAAGAUUCCAGCCCUGUUCGAAAUUUGCAGUCAUUUGGCACGGAGGAACCCACUUACCCUACCAGGAGAGUGACCCGCAGUCAGCAGCAGCCCACCCCAGUGACCCCGAAAAAGUACCCCCUGCGGCAGACUCGCUCAUCUGGCUCAGAAACCGAGCAAGUGGUUGAUUUUUCCGAUCGAGAAACGAAAACCACGGCUGAUCACGAUGAGUCUCCCCCUCGAACUCCAACUGGAAACGCACCUUCCUCCGAGUCUGACAUCGACAUCUCCAGCCCCAACGCGUCCCACGAUGAGAGCAUGUCCAAGGACAUGUCGAUGAAGGACUCCAGCAGUGACCUCUCUCACCGCCCCAAGCGCCGGCGCUUUCACGAAAGCUACAACUUCAACAUGAAGUGCCCCACUCCAGGCUGCAACUCUCUAGGACACCUGACAGGAAAGCAUGAGCGACAUUUCUCCAUCUCAGGAUGCCCGCUUUACCAUAACCUCUCAGCGGACGAGUGCAAGGUGAGAGCCCAGAGCCGGGAUAAGCAGAUAGAAGAAAGGAUGCUGUCCCACAGGCAAGAUGACAACAACAGGCAUGCAACCAGGCACCAGGCCCCAACCGAGAGGCAGCUGCGAUACAAGGAGAAGGUGGCCGAACUCAGGAAGAAAAGGAAUUCUGGUCUGAGCAAAGAGCAGAAGGAGAAAUGUCUGGAACACAGGCAGACCUACGGGAACACUCGGGAGCCACUCUUGGAAAACCUGACGAGCGAGUAUGACUUGGAUCUCUUCCGAAGAGCGCAAGCCCGGGCUUCCGAGGAUUUGGAGAAGUUAAGGCUCCAGGGCCAAGUCACCGAGGGAAACAACAUGAUUAAAACCAUCGCUUUUGGCCGCUAUGAGCUUGACACCUGGUACCACUCUCCUUACCCUGAAGAAUAUGCCCGGCUGGGGCGUCUCUACAUGUGCGAGUUCUGUUUAAAAUACAUGAAGAGCCAGACCAUCCUGCGCCGACACAUGGCCAAGUGUGUCUGGAAACACCCACCCGGGGAUGAGAUCUAUCGCAAAGGCUCCAUUUCCGUGUUUGAAGUGGAUGGCAAGAAAAACAAGAUCUACUGCCAAAACCUGUGCCUAUUGGCCAAGCUCUUUCUGGACCACAAGACAUUGUAUUAUGAUGUGGAGCCCUUCCUGUUCUAUGUGAUGACAGACGCUGACAGCACUGGCUGUCACCUGAUUGGCUAUUUUUCCAAGGAAAAGAAUUCGUUUCUCAACUAUAAUGUGUCUUGUAUCCUUACCAUGCCUCAGUACAUGAGACAGGGCUAUGGCAAGAUGCUCAUUGAUUUCAGUUAUUUGCUUUCCAAAGUGGAAGAAAAAGUUGGCUCCCCAGAACGCCCCCUCUCAGAUCUGGGGCUCAUAAGCUACCGCAGUUAUUGGAAAGAAGUGCUGCUCCGGUACCUGCACAAUUUCCAAGGCAAAGAGAUUUCUAUCAAAGAAAUCAGCCAGGAGACAGCGGUGAACCCUGUGGACAUUGUCAGCACUCUGCAAGCCCUCCAGAUGCUCAAGUACUGGAAAGGAAAGCACCUCGUUUUAAAGAGACAGGACCUGAUUGAUGAGUGGAUAGCCAAGGAGGCCAAAAGAUCCAACUCCAACAAGACCAUGGACCCGAGCUGUUUAAAAUGGACCCCGCCCAAGGGCACUUAAAAGUGUCUGUCGCUCCGAGCCAGCGAACCCAGCAGUAGGAAUCCGCCCCCUAGGGAUCUGUCUGUCAUUUCUGUUGCUCUUGUGGUGGGCACGUGCAGUAUCCUUGGGGAAGGCCACCCCUCAGGACUGUCCUGGCUCCGACCUUCGUGCACACUGCAGACGCUGGUUCUCAGGAACUGUUGUUUCGGCCUCAGUGAGGUUCCUGGAUGGGCUCUGCGUGAGACGCGCGUGCAGGCCCCCAUAGCACUGACCCAGGAGUUCUGUAUGGUACUGUACCUGUCCAGUCACUGGUUCUCCUCACGUCCUCGCGCCCCAUGAGGUUGUGUUGUGUCUUCUAAACUGUCUGUCAUUGUGCUUCUUGCCGCCCGGUCACCAGGCCUCCAGGUACGGUCGCCACCACUGGGGCCUUUCCAGUGACUCCUCACGCCUCUCUUCUGUGGAGGACGGGGAAGGAGGGGGCAACGCUUCUCAGCGCGUGUCCUGGGAGGGAGCUCCAUUCGUUUUGGGGUUCAUUUGGUUUUCAGUUUAUGUCCCUGUUUUUAAACCCCUCUGGGUUUAGAAAGGCCCGCUUGAACGGGUGCCAGGCUGACCAAGCUCCGAGUGCUUUCUGAAGUGCUUCCCAGGGAUUCUCCUUGGACACGGACAGCCCGGCAGCCCCUGGAGGAGAGAGAAGACUGGAGGCCGCCCAUGGGCAGUGCAGGGUGGCUCUCCACGCCGGUUCGCCUCGCCAGGAAGAACCAGCCGGACCUGGCCGCCUCCCCUUCACUCCUGCCCCUUUUAGAUGCCGGAACCAUUGCCAACUGCUCCCGUUUCACAUGAGCUGGUCCAUUAUGCCGCAGGUGCCCUCCUGGUUGGUACCAGGGUGGGCUCUCGCCAGUAUGUCCUAAUCCGUUGCAUUGAUUUUUGUGUCCCGACCUCCUCCAAGAACUAGAAAAUCAUGUCCACAUCUCGGCCCCUGACUCCGCGAGGCAGAGCCGCCACCCUGCCAAGGACCACAUCUCCCACAGUGCCUCGCCCGCUUGCUCGAUCACUCACUCUCCUCGAAAGCCUCCAUUCCCCGUCGCCCCCGCGCCCUGGUAGACAUGCUCCUCCCGGCUCCCCAGCCCGCUGUAACCUGCUGUCUCCACAGCUUUUGAUGUAUGACGUCACCCUCCCCAACCUGGUCUCCAGCCACACUGCUGUCAUCCUGGGGGGGCCUCGCCACAGCCCAGUCAUUGGUGCCUUUCUCUCGUCAUCUCUGUACACUACGUGAUGCUCACUGUGGGGUUUGGGGCGCUAACUGUAAGCAUGUUCCGUGGCAGCUCCCCUCCAGAUUCAGAUUCACUGUCAACAUUUGUGCAAAAGCCACUUCACUCUAGGGGAUGUCUAGGGGUAAAGGCCUUUGACAGGAGCGGAGUUCUGUCUUGCCCACAUGUGGUAGAAUGUGCUGUUCUAUAUCGACUUCUCAAUAAAGCAUGUUCUCUGCUCAA